Molecule: messenger RNA, 625 nt
Organism: Durio zibethinus
Lineage: Eukaryota; Viridiplantae; Streptophyta; Magnoliopsida; Malvales; Malvaceae
Product: BAG family molecular chaperone regulator 2-like
Molecular function (GO): protein binding
Source: RefSeq, a predicted model, not a curated record
GCUCCCCAUUUGUAGCUCGAGUUUUUCAUAAAGACAGAGAGGUCAGCUGAAAAAAAAAAAAAAAAGAAAAAAAAUGAUCAAGUUGAAGUCAAAGAGGUUUUGCAGAGGCAGCUUUAGGUUUGGUAGUGGUGGAAAUGGUGGCAAUGGGAAUGGUAGUAGCAAUGUGAAGGGUGGUGAAAAGGCAUGUGGAAACAACAAUAUUAGUGAAAUCAAAUGGGAACUUAGGCUUGGUGGGAUGCUUGUUCAAAAGAGAGAAACCGGUGGAAGUGUUGGAGAUGGGAUGAUCACUAUCAGAGUCUCAACUGUUUCUCAAUGGCAUGAUAUUUCCAUGGAAGCAACUUCCACUUUUGGGGAAUUGAAGAUGAUUUUGUCCUUGGUAACAAGUUUGGUGCCAAGAGAGCAAAGGCUAUUAUUCAAAGGGAAAGAAAGGGAAGAUGAUGAAUAUUUACACAUGGUUGGAGUUAGAGACAAAGACAAGGUGCUUUUGCUAGAAGAUCCGGCCAUCAAGGAAAUGAAGCUUCAUGGAUUGGCAGGAAGCCAACAAAUUGGCACUGCUUAUCACACCAUAAGUGUAUGACACUGAUUAAAAACAACUAUAUUGUACUCACUAACCACCAAAAAAAGC